UCCAAUCCCAAUCCCAAUCCCAAUCCCAAUCCCAAUCCAUUCAAAGGGACACUCAAGAGUCUUUCUCCUGUACACUCUCCGUAGACUUGAGUGAAUGCAUUAACUGAACAAUUUCUUUUAAUCUUCUUCUUGUUACUUCAUUUCUGUGUUAUGGCUUCGUCGGAGAACUUGGCGAGUCUUGACCCAUGGUUGUCCCGUACAAAUUUUGCAGACUCUUGGUUUUUGGAGGCGUUUGCUCGCGAGACGGAGACUAUGACGAAGGCGCUGCAGAAAUCCAUGUCUGAUGAUACGAAUACGAGUAACAACUCUGCUACGCUCACUUCUGAUUCGAUAUCGCAGUUCUUUGGGAGCGUGAUGAAGCCCGAUGUAACGGCGCCGGCCACACCGACUGCGUCGAAUGUUUCUGGCUCUGAGCCGGAAGCGGCGCCGAAACGGCAGAGGAGCGUGAUCCCGGUGUCGGGCUCUGGGACGAAGGCUACGAAGCGGAAAUCUCGCGCUUCGAAGCGGUCUCAGACGACGUUUAUAACUGCGGAUCCGGCGAAUUUCAGGCAGAUGGUGCAACAGGUGACGGGAGUGAGAUUCGGGGGCUCACACAUGGCGAUGGCGCCGGUACUGAAGCCGGAGCCACAGAGAAUCAGUGGCCGGUUAGUAGGGAACGGUGGGUGUUUGCCUACGCUUGACACGUCGGCGUUCUUGUUGGAGCGACAUCAGCAGCAGGUUGCAGUUGGGCCCACAGCUGGGAUCGGCCCUGUUAUUGGUUCCGGCCCACUGUCUUAUGGGCCCAUAAUGGGAUUAGCUGACGGAGGCGGUGGUGCUGCUUCGUUAGAAUUCGACACUUUCCCGAGCUUUCCUACUCUAGAAUCCUGGAAAGUCAUGUGAUAUUUUGAUCCAUCUGUUCUCUCUUUCUCUAUUUUCAGUCGUACUACGUAGUAAUGGGUAGUGAGGGAUGAUGUGGCUGAUCUGUUUAUAUUUUUGGGAAGCCCUUUGUAUGGUUAGUUCUUUUUGUUUAAUAUAUAUAUAUAUAUAGCAACUUUGUAAUCUCA
Tripterygium wilfordii is the source of this 1043-nucleotide messenger RNA. Its product is annotated as calmodulin-binding protein 25. Gene Ontology annotation, cellular component: nucleus. Gene Ontology annotation, biological process: response to osmotic stress. The transcript has a single exon. NCBI's taxonomy places the organism in Eukaryota, Viridiplantae, Streptophyta, Magnoliopsida, Celastrales, Celastraceae. The record is from RefSeq and is a predicted model, not a curated record. Gene Ontology annotation, molecular function: calmodulin binding. Bases 151 to 879 code for a protein of 242 amino acids.